Molecule: messenger RNA, 8620 nt
Organism: Charadrius vociferus (killdeer)
Lineage: Eukaryota; Metazoa; Chordata; Aves; Charadriiformes; Charadriidae
Gene: MAP1A
Product: microtubule-associated protein 1A
Exons: 9
Coding region: 472-8610 (2712 amino acids)
Biological process (GO): dendrite development; regulation of microtubule depolymerization; microtubule cytoskeleton organization
Cellular component (GO): microtubule; synapse; neuronal cell body
Molecular function (GO): microtubule binding; actin binding
Source: RefSeq, a predicted model, not a curated record
CGUUCCUGGAACAUUAAUAUUCUGUCCUGUGACCUGAAUCAGCAACUGCGACUCUUUGUAACCAGACACCUGGCUCAGUUUUCUUCAGAAGUCAAAGGCCAAAGAACCCUCCAUCACCGGAGCGAUACCCUGGAGACAGUGAUCCUGGUAAACCCCAAUGUGGACAGCAUUGUUUCUGAGGUCCGCUCACUUGUGUGUGAUUCAUCAGCCCACAAACUACUGAUCUUCUGUGGUCAGAGCUCAGACCAGGAAGGAGACUUGAUCCUGCAGACGGGGACCUUCACUUACCAGAAGUUUGCUGAGAUACUUUCAGACCCAGAGGUCACCCAGAUUCUUAGCGACACUGAUUCAGAUAUCAAGGCCUCCCUUACUGUGUCGUGCUUGGGAGAAGGAGACUGGAGCAACCUUGGGCAUCCUCGAUUUCAGGAGAUUAUUCAUCUGAAACUGAAUCCUGAUCCAGUUCUGCCAGAAAUGGAUGGGGUGUCUGAGUUUGCAGAAUAUGUCUCUGAGACAGUUGACGUGCCGUCUCCGUUUGAUCUCCUGGAGCCACCCACCUCAGGGGGCUUUCUGAAGCUUUCUAAACCCUGCUGCUACAUAUUCCCUGGGGGAAGAGGUGAUUCUGCUCUCUUUGCUGUCAAUGGGUUUAACAUCCUUGUGGAUGGUGGCUCUGACAGAAAAUCUUGCUUCUGGAAGCUGGUAAGGCACCUGGACAGGAUUGACUCAAUCCUGCUCACCCACAUUGGUGCAGACAACCUACCUGGCAUCAAUGGGCUGCUGCAGAGGAAAGUUGCUGAGCAAGAGGAGGAACAGUCCCAGGGUUCUACGAACUACAGUGACUGGAUGAAGAACCUAAUUUCUCCUGAGCUAGGAGUGGUUUUUUUUAAUGUUCCUGAAAAACUGAAGAUGCCUGAAUCAUCCAUGAAAGUGAAGAGGAGCAUCGAGGAAGCUUGUCUGACACUGCAGUAUCUCAACAGACUGGGCAUUAAAGCAGAGCCUCUCUACAGGGUGGUGAGCAAUACCAUUGAACCUAUCACGCUUUUCCACAAAAUGGGAGUGGGUAAGCUGGACAUGUAUAUACUGAAUCCUGUCAAGGACAGUAAAGAAAUGCAAUUUCUAAUGCAAAAAUGGGCUGGUAAUAGUAAAGCAAAGACUGGCAUAAUUCUCGCAAGCGGGAAGGAAGGUGAAAUUUCUGUUCCCUAUCUCACAUCCAUCACUGCCCUAGUGGUGUGGCUUCCAGCUAGCCCAACAGAGAAGAUUGUAAGGGUUUUGUUUCCUGGAAAUGCUCCUCAAAAUAAGAUACUGGAAGGUCUUGAGAAACUCAAGCACCUGGAUUUUCUGAGGUACCCAGUGGCUACUCAGAAAGAUAUCACUUCUGGAAUACCUCCACCUGUGCUGAAGCAGACCAAAAUUAAACAAAGAACUGACAGUAAAGAGAGUCUUAAGUCUUCCCCCAAGCCAUCUGUGACAAAGCAAGCUAAGAAAGAAGAGGCAGUUGAGGAGGGGAUUAAGGAGGUAAAACCAGAAGUCAUAAAGGAUACUAAAACGGAGAAAAAGGUUAAAGAACACACGGAGAAAAUUCCUGAGAAACCUGUUAAACAUGAAAAGAUAAAGACAGAAACAAGUGAUGCUCUCAAAGCUGAGAAAAGAAAAUUAGCAAAAGACAAGGUUGGAAAAAAGCAUCUCAAAGAGAAAGUAUCCAAGCUGGAAGAGAAGAAAGACAAAGAAAAGAAAGAGAUUAAGAAGGAGAAAAAGGACUUAAAAAAAGAUGAUGGAAAGAAAGAGGAAAAAAAAGAUUCAAAGAAAGAGGAUAAAAAGAAAGAAACCAAACCAGAGCCCAAGAAAAUUUCUAAACCAGACUUAAAACCAUUUACUCCAGAAGUAAGAAAAACAUUAUACAAGGCAAAAGUUCCAGGCAGAAUCAAAAGUGAGAAGAUCAAAGUCAAACCUGAAAAGGAAGUGCCUGCUGACCUGAAGACAUCGCCAAUGGAGAAGGCACUGGCACAGGUGGAGCCAGGAGAGACUUCCAUAGCUGAGCAGAGGCUAGUCCUGUCUUCACCAGAAGAUCUUACAAAGGACUUUGAGGACCUGAAGCACGAGGAGAAAGGGGCCUUGCAGGUGACUCAAGAAAUGUCUGAUAUUGAGGUUAGUGAUAAGAUUAUGAGAGUACCUGAAACAGAGAUCAAAGACUCUGCUGACGUGAUUGCUCAGAGUUGCACUGAAGUGGAUCUGAUUUUGAAAACAGACAUUCCUGAUCAGGGAGUAACUGCUACUGAUGUGGAAAAAGAGUCACCAGCAGAGGAAAAGGCAGUUCAUCAGCUAGAACUGAGAGCAGGUCAUGCUGAAAAAAUGGAGGAUGAAAGAACAACAGUAGAUGAAAAUCGUGACAUGAGAUACUGGGAGGGAAAAGCUGAGCAGGACAAGGAAGUUCAGCUGUUUCCAGACAAAGAACAGGUACCAUCACAGACAGACCUCUUAGCAAAAGGUGUUCGGUCAUCAGCGUUCAGAGAGGAUGAAAAGGAGGAAGAGGAGAAAAUCUUUUUGGACAGAAAACAGAGGGAAGCAGAAACAAAGACUGGUGAAAAAUAUAUUGAGGGGACAGAGACACAGGAAGAGGGUGAGAAGGAAAAGAGAGAAGAUGUGAUAGAAAAGGCAGAACUGGAAGAAAAGGAAGAACAGCACAUGAAGGAAGAGGAGAAGGUGGAAAAAAUUAGAGACUUUUAUGAGCUGAAUCAGGAUGAGAGGGAGGACAAAAUAUUUACCACGACAGAAAAGGAAAAAGAAUUUAGUGACAUGGGUGAGAAAAGCAAAUUACUUGGAAGGGACAUAACAAAGGAAGAGUCAUAUCUGAGCAGUCUGCCAGUCCCACCAGGAGCAACAGCAGAACAUGUUUCAUAUAUCCAGGAUGAAACUAUCCCAGGCUACUCAGAAACAGAGCAGACCAUUUCUGAUGAAGAAAUCCAUGAUGAACAGGAAGAGAGGAUCCCACACUUGAAGUAUGAUGUCAAUACCUAUGACAUUUCUGUUCCUGACCGCCCAGGCUCUUUUGAAGCAAUACAUGGAAUACAGGCCAUGCCUGCAGCUGAACUUUCAGCCAAGGGCUAUGCUGCCCAGGAGUCUGAAAUCCUGGCAUAUCCCACAAACAUUGUGGCAGCACCUCUAGCUGAGGAAGAACAUAUAUCCUCUGCUACCUCCAUUACAGAAUGUGAUAAGCUUUCAUCUUUUGCAACUUCAGUAGCAGAAGAUCAGUCUGUUGCAUCUUUAACAGCACCACAAACAGAAGAGACUGGGAAAAGCUCUUUACUUCUAGACACAGUAAACAGCAUGCCCUCCUCUCGGACUGAAGCAACCCAAGGUCUCGACUAUGUUCCUUCCGCUGGCACAAUCUCUCCCACAUCAUCCUUGGAGGAAGACAAAUGUUUUAAAUCUCCACCCCCUGAAGAUUUCCAUGCGUUAGCAGAAGGAGAGAGAAAACUGGAAUCUCAAAAAAACGAUCUUCACGAAGAGGCAGAAGAGGAAGAGGAAGAAGAAGAUGGGACACCAAAUAUUGAAAUUCCUGGGAAACUCAGAGGGCAUUACGAUGCACCCAUGUUUUCUCAUCAAGCAUGUCCUGAUAAUGUUGACUCUGCAGAGGCUGAAGAACGAUGCAUGAGUCCUGAUGAUAGUACAGUCAAAAUGGCCUCUCCCACCCCAUCGGGCCCCACUAGCGCAGGACACACACCUUUCCACCAGUCUCCAGUGGAGGAAAAACUAGAAACAGUAGAUUCAGAUCUGUUUGAAAAACAAACAGAUGCUGCUGCCAGGAAAUUGGAAGGCCAAACUUCUGUUGUGGUGAAGGGUGAACCUCUCAGAGAAGAUGAGGUGUCUGCAGCUAAAUACAGACAUGAAAAAGAAGUGCCUGGACCUGUACAGCGCAAGCUGGACGUGGGCAGUGGCGUUGCAGUGCCUCCUGGGGAGGAGGUGCAGGAAGCACUGGUGGGCAAGGAGGAGCUGCCCUGGCUCUCCUACCACAAGCAGGACACAGUGGUGAUAGGGGAGGAGGAGGAUCGUCCCGUGCUGCCCCAUCCCAGCACAGAUGCGUUUCUGGGGCCGGAAAAAGAUCAAGGAACUAAAACCAUGACAGAAAGUUUAAUGGGAUUUUCAAAACACUUGUCCUUUGAGCCAUCGUCUACCAUAGAAGCGUCUCUAGGAAAUGUGGAUGCUCCACAGUUCACAAGCCAAAGCAAAUCUGAAAGCGACAAAUCUUCCCAAUUUUCACCAGAUGACACCAAAUCACUUUCAUUUACAGAAGAAAGUAUUGGUAAAGAAAAAUCUUCAGAUAUUUCUGUUAAGGGAGUGACUACUGAAGAAGGAAAACUGCCGUAUUUCACAGGAGACACCUCAGAAGAGGAAAAACCUUCUCAUGUUUCCAUUAAAGACAUUUCUCCAGAAGAGACCAAAUCCAUUUCUCUCACUGAGAGUCCCAGCAAGGAAAUAUCUUCAGAUCUUUUUGUUAGAGGAAUUUCUCCAGAAGGCAUCAAAUCUCUUAGUUUCACAGAAGAGAUAUCUGCAAAAGAAAAAACUAUGUCUGACUUUACUGAUAAAUUCACUUCAGAAGCUGUGAAGUCCAUGGAUUUCACAGAGCAGAGCCCAGCUGCAUAUGAAGAAUCACUGAAAAUUUCUCCCAAAGAACUCGUGAAAGAAGUGUCAAAAUCUUUUCCUCGCCCAGAACGUAGCCCAGUUAAAGACACAUCACCCAGAGAUACUUCAACGGAAGAAAUGUCUCCAGAUGACAGCAGUUUAUUUUCUUCAGCAGAAAAGGGCCCAUUCAGGGGAAGAACUGCAGGCUUGGACUGUCGGGAAGUAUCUCCUGAUGCAAAGGGCUUACACUUCACUGAGUCUAGCCCAACUGAGGAUAAAACAUCUUCACACAUUUCUCCUGAAAGUGUAAAAUCUUGCAGGUUCAAGGAAGCUCAAGAAGAAAAAUCUCCAGAAAUGGAAGACUUUUACAUGAAAGAUUUAAGUUAUGAGAAGAAAGUGUGGUUUCCAGAAGAGGUGGAGGAGAUCCCUGUUCAGGGAAGGCGGCAGAGAUAUGAUAAAGAGAGAGAGAGCACAUUCUUGGAUGAGGUACCGGAAUAUGAAACAAAACCCCUUCCUGAAAUGGCAGAGGAGGAGAUCCUGCCUCCUACAGUGCCUGGCAGUCACAGCUGGAGAAGAACAGAAAGUGAAGCAUGGGGCUCUGCAUAUGGGUAUCUUCAGGAAGGAAGAGAGACUGGAAGAGGAGGACAGUUACCCAGUGAGGAAGAUGAGGUUCUCCGUCGUGCUGAAGACAAACCUGUGGUACUGCAAGCGGGAGCAGGAUGUUUAAAGAUGGAAUCAUGUGAUUACAAAGAAGACGCACAGAAGAGUGCCAAACCUACAUUAGAAACAAAGAAAGUGGAAAUAGAUCCUGCUGAUGUCACUCUCUCAGAAAGAACACAAACAGAAAGUUCUCCUCUGUCUUCUCAAUAUGUCUCUGGUGAGGAAAAUCAGGCCAAAGUAUUAACUGGAAACAAAGAAAGGCAAGAAUUGCUGUCAACAUCUAAACAAGGUUACUCCUAUUUAGAUGAUGAGGAGAAAGCUGUCCUAGAUAUCUAUGCAAAGUCACUAGACGAAGCACUGAUGGCAUCUCCCCUGUCCGUAAUGGCUACCACUCCGGAAAAGAAGAUUGACACAACACCAGAAACAGAACGGCCUUACAAGUUAGAUCAGUGCAAGCCACCUUUGUGGGAAGAUGUCCCAUCAAAGGACACAGAGAAGAAAUCAGACAUCAGUUUGUAUCAGGAAAUCGACAGCAAAUACAAGUCAGAUAGAAAGCAAGAGGAGGGCUGCAAAUCCAGUGAGCGUCUUUUUGACUCUACAGGAAGGAAAGAGCAGAUGGCAGCAGCAUCUACUCUGUUACAAUCUACGAAACCAGCACAAUACAUAGCAGCAUCCCCAGAAGAAAGUGCUGCGGUGUCGGGGCAGUGUGCACACUCCCCUCUAGGACAAGGCCCUUGUCAAAAAAGCAGUGCUUCCAUGGGCCAUGCUGAGGCCAGCCGAGCGGCAUAUCCUCCAGAGACCUAUUCCAGGAGCUCCCCUGAGCCUUAUUCCUAUGAGGAAGGGGUCUGCAGACCCAGAGGUGAUGACAGUUCUACAAGACAAGAGCAAGAGGAAAGAGAACCAACUCCCUACCCUGAUGAAAGGAGUUUCAAGUAUGCUGACAUCUAUGAGAGGAUAAUUGUGUCCGGAGCUGGACCCUCCCCCUUUGCACCCAAGGGUGCGGACAUCCCGAGUCACACGGACAAGGUGCCAGCAACAGCACUGAUCUCUCAAAAAGAUCAAAGUUUUCAUGUCUCUGCAAAGGAAGAAGAGUCCUGCCUUUAUACCUCUGCUGAGAAGGAGUUGUCAUCUCCGGCAUCCCCUAAAGACAAAGCAGAUUCAGCCUUUGACUAUACAGACAUCCAUGAAAGAUACUUACCCUUGUCUGAAACAGAGAAGCAUAGGGUAUCUGCAGGACAGGAAAAACUGAAGGUGUCUUCUGCUUUGCCAGAAGAACUGGACUCUGAACUGCACCCAUCAUCUGCAAGCACAGCAUUUGCCUCUCCCACAGACAUGACCGACACAUUUUAUCAUGAAAAAUCAGCUGCCUGUAUUGAUGCUGCUCACCCAGAUGAGAACAUCAUUUUUUCUGGCCAGGAGCAGGUAUCACUGUCCCUGAAAUCUGAAAGCCCAAGUCCCAAAGAUACAUACUAUGAGAAAGCAGGUCAAGGGGAAGAAAGCAUGAGUGACUCGGAGUUAGAAAAAGGCGCUAAGGAGAAAUCUGAAAAGGAGUCUAGACUGCACAGCCCUGUUGAAGCUGCAGGCACAGUCUACGCACACAUCUCAGCAAUGGACAAGUUUCAUGUAUCAGAACCCCUUAUGCAAAGCAAGCGUCAGGAGUCCAUUUCACCCAGUUCUACCGCUUCUUCACCUUCUGAUCUGGGGUGGAAAGAGGAAUACGGAAACCAGGGGAAGAAAGAUGAAUACUUGGAGGUUUCUGAGAAAAUCAGCUGCCUUGACUCAUCUUUUACUAAAUUCUCACCGCUGAGUCCGUAUGAAGAAGAUAAGUUGUUCUCCAAAGCUGUAGAAAGAGAGACUGUGCCCCAACAGCAGCUGAAAGACGACUCUUCCAGCCUGUCAGAAGAACCUUCAUCUGAAGCUACCACUCCUGUCAUACAGACUACAGCAGAAAGUUUUUACUCCCAUAUGCUUUCCACAUACACGGGGGAAGGAGCAGAAGCGGGCAAAAAGGACACAGAGAGGCAGAGCCGUCCUUCCUCUCUGAUGUCCCCUGAACACAGUUUCCAGCCCUUUUUCCCAGAUGUGCAGAGGCAUGGAAAAACAGAGGACCAUGGAGAUGCUUCCCAUGAGAUGGAGCCACAUUUAGGAGGCAGUUUCAGUUGUGGACAGAAAUCUUCCUCAUGUGAAUACAAGCACAGGAAGGGAGAGCUCUCUCCCUCAUUCAUCAACCCAAGCCCUCAUGAGCUUUCUGAAGAUAGUGACCUCUCACAGGAGGAUGGUCAUCCUUCAGUGCAAGGAAGACCACCCCACACUGGUAGUAGUCCCAUGCAAAGUGCUACAGUGGAGGAAACCCCUCCAACAUCAGUGAGUGAUUCUGGAACCUCCCAGUCAGACUCGGAUGUCCCACCUGAGACAGAAGAAUGUCCGUCCAUCACAGCAGAUGCCAACAUGGACUCAGAUGAAGAUGCCGAUUUCCUCCCAGUGGACAAAGCUGUUGGGAAUGCUCAUCAUGCCAGUUCUAGGUCCAUCCAUGAUCCUCAGCCUGUUCCAAUGGUAGAUCCUCAUCCCCACCCUCCUCACCCUGAUGUCUGCAUGGUAGACCCUGAUGUGUUGGUAAAUGAGCAAAGCAUGAGCAGAACUGAUAAAAUUUCCAAGAAAGACAUAAAAGAAAAGAACAAAGGUGUGAGGAAGCCUUUGAGCAAACCCAAAUCUUCCUCGCCUGCCCGGAAAUUAGAUGUGAAAGGGAAACGAUCACCCACUCCUGUGAAACAGCCAUCGGACAAAUCUCCAAAAUCUGUCACUGCCAAAAAAGAAAGAGAUGGCGGAGAGAAGCCCAAACCACGUAGUGCGUUGGUGCAGCCUCCUCACACAGAAGAUGAGUUAUCCCGGAGUAGUCACAGCAACCCUGGCAAGAGCCUUGUUAAUGGCAUAAAAACAAACCCCGCUUCCAACAGUCCUAAGAGCAGCUUGCCCGUGCCCAUGGGUCCACCUGUCUAUGUAGACUUGGCAUACAUCCCCAACCACUGCAGUGGAAAGAACACAGACCCGGAGUUCUUCAAGCGGGUUCGAGCAUCAUAUUAUGUUGUGAGUGGGAAUGAUGCAGCCAAUGGAGAACCCAGCCGUGCAGUGUUGGAUGCGCUCCUGGAAGGGAAGUCUCAGUGGGGGGAGAACCUGCAGGUGACAUUGAUCCCAACACAUGAUACUGAGGUGACACGAGAAUGGUACCAACAGACCCAUGAGAAACAGCAGGAGCUAAACAUCAUGGUACUGGCAAGCAGCAGCACUGUUGUGAUGCAGGAUGAAUCUUUUCCGGCCUGUAAGAUCGAAUUCUAAGUCUCCCACA